This is a messenger RNA of Euleptes europaea (tarantolino), 2417 nucleotides long. It is a transcript of the gene SFPQ, whose product is annotated as splicing factor proline and glutamine rich. Gene Ontology annotation, cellular component: nucleus. Bases 45 to 2126 code for a protein of 693 amino acids. Gene Ontology annotation, molecular function: RNA binding. The transcript has 10 exons. NCBI's taxonomy places the organism in Eukaryota, Metazoa, Chordata, Lepidosauria, Squamata, Sphaerodactylidae. The record is from RefSeq and is a predicted model, not a curated record. Gene Ontology annotation, biological process: regulation of DNA-templated transcription.
AGCUGCCUAGCGCCGGCCUCCUCCCAACCGCCACCAUUUUUACCAUGUCGAGAGACCGCUUCCGGAGCCGAGGCGGCGGCGGAGGCGGCUUUCACCGGCGCGGGGGCGGCGGCGGCCGCGGAGGCCUCCCGGGGAACCACGACUUUCGUUCCCCGCCGCCGGGCAUGGGGGGCGGCCUCGGCCAGCCCCGCGGCGGCCACCACCACCUGGGCGGCGGAGGAGGCGCCGGCCUCGGCGGCCCCCCGAAGCCGGAGCCGCCCAAGCCGCCCACCUCGGCCUCCACGCCGCCUUCCUCCUCCUCCUCCUCGGCGCCCUCGUCGGUCGCCAGCGUCCAAGCCGGCUCGUCGCCUUCCGUGGGGGCGCCGGCCCAGGCCCAGGCCGCCUCGCAGCCGCCGCCCGCCGCCGUCACGGCGCCCAGCUCCUCCUCGGCCCCCGCCGCCUCUUCGGGGCUCCAGAGCGGCGGGCGAGGCGGGGACCCGCCGCAGCCGCCGCCGCAGCCUCCGACCCAAAGCCCCAGCCAGGGCGGCUUGAAGAAAGGGCCCGGACAGUCUCCUGGAGGAGGAGGAGGCGGCCCCGGCGGCCUGAAGGGAGGCCCCGGCGGACCCCAGCCAGGCGGAGGAGGAGGCCCCAAGGGCGGAGGCUCCGGGCAGCACCGCGGCGGCGGCGAGAGGCGGGGAGGCCAAGGCCCGCAUCAGCACCCGUCGCAGCAGCAGCAACAACAGCAUCAUCAUCAGCAACAACAGCAACCACAACAAGGCUCCGGAGGGGAGAAAAUGUCGGAUGCCGAGGGUUUUAAAGCCAAUUUGUCACUUUUGAGGCGGCCUGGAGAGAAGACCUACACUCAGCGUUGUCGUCUUUUUGUUGGGAAUUUGCCUGCUGAUAUCUCUGAGGAGGAGUUUAAGAGGUUAUUUGCUAAAUAUGGUGAACCUGGUGAAGUCUUCAUCAACAAGGGAAAAGGCUUUGGAUUUAUUAAACUGGAAUCCCGAGCUCUGGCUGAAAUUGCAAAAGCUGAACUUGAUGACACCCCUAUGAGAGGAAGACAGCUUCGUGUGCGUUUUGCCACACAUGCUGCUGCACUCUCCAUACGUAAUCUUUCCCCAUACGUAUCCAACGAACUUCUGGAGGAAGCGUUCUCUCAGUUUGGCCCAAUCGAAAGAGCCAUUGUAAUUGUUGAUGAUCGUGGCAGAUCAAUCGGAAAAGGGAUUGUUGAAUUUGCAUCCAAGCCCGCAGCACGGAAGGCUUUUGAACGCUGUUCUGAAGGAGUGUUUCUGUUGACAACUACUCCCAGGCCAGUUAUUGUGGAGCCACUAGAGCAACUGGAUGAUGAAGAUGGGCUUCCAGAAAAACUGGCUCAGAAGAAUCCAAUGUAUCAAAAGGAGCGGGAGACUCCUCCGCGCUUUGCACAACCUGGAAGUUUUGAGUAUGAAUAUUCUCAGCGGUGGAAGUCAUUGGAUGAAAUGGAGAAACAGCAGAGAGACCAGGUGGAGAAAAACAUGAAAGAUGCAAAGGACAAGCUAGAAAGUGAAAUGGAAGAUGCCUAUCAUGAGCAUCAGGCAAACCUCUUGCGUCAAGAUCUGAUGAGGCGACAGGAAGAAUUGAGGCGCAUGGAAGAACUUCACAAUCAAGAGAUGCAGAAACGGAAAGAAAUACAGCUGAGGCAGGAAGAAGAGCGCCGUAGGCGAGAAGAGGAAAUGAUGCUCCGCCAGCGUGAGAUGGAAGAGCAAAUGAGAAGACAGAGGGAAGAAAGUUACAGUAGAAUGGGUUAUAUGGACCCUGUAAGUCAGGAAUGGAAGAAUCCCAAUAGUCUAGUUACUCAGAGGGAGAGAGACAUGAGAAUGGGUGGCACCAGCACAAUGAACAUGGGAGAUCCCUAUGGUACAGCAGCUCAGAAAUUCCCACCUUUAGGAGGUGGCACUGGCCUCAGCUACGAAACCAGUCCCGGAGUUGGACAAGCAUCUAUGAGUGGCUCCAUGAUGGGAAGUGACAUGCGCCCUGAGCGAUUUGGGCAGGGUGGUGCAGGGCCUGUAGGUGGCCAGGGCCCUAGAGGAAUGGGGCCUGGAACUCCAGCAGCUUAUGGGAGAGGGAGAGAAGAAUAUGAAGGCCCAAACAAAAAGCCCCGAUUUUAGAUGUAACCUGUAGAUUUUCAUUCCAGUUUGUUUUGUUGGUCUUGUUUAGACACUACUUUUUUUUUAAAUUCUUGCAUUUUAGUAAGAAAGCUACGUUUUUAUGGAUGUUAGAAACUUAUGACCUAGAAUUUGUAAGUGAUCUGGGCAAGAAAAAUAAUUAUGUAAUGCAGUGUUCAAAACUUAGCUUUUUGAUGUAUAACAUCCCUACCUUGAUGGCAGUGUAUUGUGUGCCAUUUGAAUUCCCACGUGUAAACUUUUUUUACUGUGCUUAAAAUAAAUAGACUAAAUGUA